Dictyostelium discoideum AX4 is the source of this 1017-nucleotide messenger RNA. RefSeq lists its product as hypothetical. The record is from RefSeq and is a predicted model, not a curated record. The transcript has a single exon. Lineage: Eukaryota; Evosea; Eumycetozoa; Dictyosteliales; Dictyosteliaceae. The coding region runs from base 1 to 1017 and encodes 338 amino acids.
AUGCAAUUAGUGGAUUGGUUAUCAAGUCAUGCUAAAGUUGAAGAUAUUAAUAAAGAAAGAUUUGGACUUGAAUUAAAGAAUGAUCAAGAAAUAAAAGAAUGGAAUAAUGAUAUUGAAAAUAGAUAUAAAAAGAAUCAAGGUGAUUUAAAUGCAAAAGCAUUAGAUGCUUGUAGUAAAAGAUUGGGUAUACCAUCAAGCUAUAUAAAUAAUAGAGUAUUAUGUGAAGCAAUCAAUUAUUUCAUUUCAGAGGGUGAUACAGAUAAAGCAGAUAUUUUAUUUGCUAAAGCAAUUGGAAAUGGUUCAGCUGAGGCUAUUUACUUAUUAUCAUUAUUGCAUACACAAUCGAAUGGAAACAUUGAAGAAUCUUUAGACUUGUAUGAACAAGUUUCAUCGCUACCCCCAUUCAUUACAUUAUCAGAUGGUGUCACCACCAUACCAAAUGCCAGAGUCACCGAUUCGUUAUAUCUCACUGCAUCAUUUUAUUUCAAUGGUAUCGGCAAGGAAAGAGAUUUACCAAAAGCAAUCGAAUUCUACAAUAAAGGUAUCGAAUUGAAAAAUGAAAAAUGUAUUCGUGAUUUAGGUUUACUCUAUAUCGAAGGUGUGGGUGUUGAAAAAGAUAUUGAAAAAGGACUUGACCUCUUAAAGAGUGCUUCUGAAUUGGGUGACCCUGUAUCUAAAUUCAAUUAUGGUAUGUUAUUAUUCAAUGAUUCCCCAAUCGAAGGUUUUAAAUAUAUGCAAGAAGCUGCUGAUUUAGGUGUUGAAGAAGCUCAAAAUAAAGUUAAAUUUUAUAAACCAACAAUUGAAAAAAUCUUAUUACAACCAAAUAUUGAAGAAGAAUUAUUAGAAAAUCAAAAAAGAAAUAAUAAAAACAAUAAAAAUAACAAUAAUAAUAAUAAUAAAAAUAAUAAUAAUAAAAAUAAAAACAAAUCAUCUUCAAAUAAAGAAUCUGAAACACCAAAAAAUAUAAUUGAAAAACCAAAGAAUAAAAUUAUUGAUGAUUGUGAUAAUGUUGAUUAA